UGAAAAUUGAUUUCUUGAUUCAAUCUCGUUGUAUGGUUACUGUGGAAAGAAGUGAAAAUGCUGAAGACGCAUGAAAUAGGGCUAAAAAAGUUUUCUUUUUUACUCCCAAAGUCUCACGAUCCCCCUUCACAUAAUCCAAACAAUCACAAAAAAGAGUCUAGUGGUGAACACCUUUUGUUUCUCCUGUUUCUGCUUCCUGUGCUAAUCGUCAUCGUUAUAUUCGCAGCAAAAAUGAGGCGACGAAGAAAAAGAGAAAGACGGAAAUUUCUACAAUCCUUGCGAGAGCCAUAUGUAUUCGUCAUAGCAGAAUCAUCAAAAACAAUAACUCAGGCAAAUGUUACUAAUAGAACUAUAAAUAACAUUGGGGAAAGAAAAACCGACAGCAUAGUAUCCCAGUCAAAUGAGAAUGAAAACGUGGCAGUAGCUCAUAAUUCUCUUUAUGAUAACUUCCUCUUCUUACCACCACCAGUUUAUAGAAACCAGAGGAAUCCAGUCCGUUUAAUUCCAUUUACUCAGUUGCCGCCUGACUUUGAUUUCUCGUCUAAAGAAAUUGAAGUGAGGAGCGAUUUCAUUAUCCUGAAGGAAAUGAAACCCCCUUCAAAAGAAUCUGUAAAACCUCCAUCAUAUAAAGAAGCUGUGAAAAAUUUGAGAAGGAAAAUACGAAAAUAGUUUUUAGCAGAAUAGUUUGGAAUAAAUGUGUGCAAAAAGGCUCAGGGAGAUAGAAAAUGUAUGACUGAGUUACGUGGAAGGGUGUUACGAUUUGAAUAAUUAGCUAAUAAAAUGUCACUAGAAUAUAACUAUUUGUAUUGAAACUACUUCUUUCCAAAGUUUUCUCAUUUAUAAUUUACGAAACUUGUUCGGACAAAUAAAAAGUGUUUUAAAUAAUCCCCUUCAUAGAGUAAAGAUGUUAUCAAGAUAUUGAUCACAUCAAGUUUAGAUUGCCAUCAUUGUGAUAUAGUAAUAGAAAUUAAAUAUUUAAAGAAAAAA
This is a messenger RNA of Leptinotarsa decemlineata (Colorado potato beetle), 987 nucleotides long. RefSeq lists its product as uncharacterized. NCBI's taxonomy places the organism in Eukaryota, Metazoa, Arthropoda, Insecta, Coleoptera, Chrysomelidae. The record is from RefSeq and is a predicted model, not a curated record.